AUUUCAGUGUGGGGCGUUCGAAUCCCGCAUUCCCAGAAGCACAUUCCAUAGGAGUGGCGGUCGGCGUGCGCGGAAGGUAUCACGCUAGUGACCGCUAGCGAAGAACAAGAAAGAAAAGACCAGAGAAAGCGCAAUAGAGCGGCGUUGAAGCGCCGAUCGAGAGAGAACGAGAUCGUCGAAUCAUCGCCUGGCGGCUGGCGGCAACGGUGGUGGCGGCGGCCGACGCGACGUCAUGCUAGCAGUGAACGACGCGCUGCUCCCGCUGGUGCUACUCUUUUUGGUAUGAGAUCCUCGGUGGCGGCUGCGACGGCUACGACGACAACGAAGACGACGACGACGCAUCUUUCCCCGCGGUUGUCGAUCGAUCCGAACAAGGUACCGACGGUCACCGUGCACUCUACAGACGGUCUAUCACCGAAUACGCGAGUUCUCAUCACAAAGCUUGAGCGUACUAUGUUACGAAAAAGUCGAUCGCUGAUGUCAUUGAUAUUUGGUGGUCGAAAGAAAGCAAAAGAUGAACAUGGACGGCCUACUAAUGUUUCUGAUGCUUCAAUAUUACAUGCGCUCAUCGUCAUUUUUCUCGAAUACUUCGCAUGGGGACUGCUUACGGUCCCAGUUAUUAACGUUCUUGCGGAAACGUUUCCAAACAACAAGUUUUUGAUGAAUGGUUUGGUCCUUGGAAUAAAGGGCAUUUUAUCCUUUCUAAGUGCUCCACUUGUCGGAGCACUAUCAGACGUAUAUGGUAGGAAGAUAUUCCUCAUUCUUACGGUAUUCUGUACGUGUAUGCCUAUACCUUGUUUGAAGAUAAGUCCUUGGUGGUACUUCGCAUUGUUCAGCAUCAGUGGUUUAUUCUCUGUGACAUUCAGUGUCAUUCUAGCGUACGUUGCUGAUAUUACGGAAAAGCAGGAUCGCUCUGCAGCAUACGGGCUCGUGUCGGCAACAUUCGCAGCAUCAUUAGUCACUUCACCCGCACUUGGUGCUUGGAUAUCGGACUAUUAUGGUGAUGGUGCCGUGGUUUUACUAGCAACGAUCAUCGCUAUUAUCGAUGUCUUGUUUAUCGUAUUCCGAGUACCUGAGUCGUUGCCUGUGAAGCGACCAGCGAGUGACGUUAUAAGUUGGGAAAGUGCAGAUCCGUUCGGUACAUUACGUCUAGUCUGGGAAGAUAGACUGGUGCUGCAAUUAGCUUUGAUCGUAUUUCUUUCGUACCUUCCCGAGUCGGGCCAGUUUUCUUGUUUCUUCGUCUAUUUGAAGCUGGUUGUCGGUUUUUCUCCCGAAGCGGUAGCUGCUUUCAUAGGACUGGUUGGAAUACUAUCAGUUGUUGCUCAGACUGGUGUUUUGCAAGUGCUCACUACCUAUUUUGGCAUGAAACAUGUGAUAACCUUGGGGCUGCUGUUCCAACUGGUACAACUCACGUGGUAUGGAUUGGGUACACAAUAUUGGAUGAUGUGGGCAGCUGGCGUUAUGGCUGCUAUGAGUAGCAUAACUUACCCUUCUAUUAGUGCUUUUGUGAGCAUACUAUCCGACAAAGACAAACAAGGCACUGUUCAAGGUGUCGUGACAGGAAUCAGAGGGCUCUGUCAAGGUUUUGGACCUGCUCUUUUUGGUUUUAUCUUUUACCUGUUUGAUGUUGACUUGAAUGUCGAUGGAGAAGCAACUGGUGGUCAUGCAGUACAAUUUCCAGUAGUCAGAUUGCGACCUCCUCAACCGCAGGAGAAAAUACUGACACCCACCAGGAAUGAUACUCUUUGGGUGGCAGAACGACCAGCGUUCACGUGGCAGUUGAUACCUGGUCCUCCAUUCUUAGCUGGAGCAAUAUUAGUGUUGUUAGCGCUGAUGUUCAACUCUGCUCUACCAGCAACUCCAGGAGCAAGUAAAUACUUCCGAAGGUCACCCACACAUUCGAGGCAAUCUUCUGAUACAGCACGAUUAUUGCACACGGAUAAUGGACAUUGCUGACUUUCAAGCUAGCUGAGAUUUACAUUAUUACAGGUUGAUAGUCACUUUUUCAUUAGUAAUAUUGUGUUCAAUUAAACGGUUAACGUGCAGAAAAACAGUCAGUAAAAACUGCCUGAAAGGUACAUAUCAUGUUCUAUACUUAUAGAAAUAUGUUGAUUGAAAUAGUCUACGUGGUUGUUUUCCAUUUGGUUCAUGUUGUCAUCUUUCCAUUGUUUCCAUUUACUCAGUGUGGGUCUGUUUACCAGUGUACUUUGUGAAUUUUGUUGUUUUCGCGUUUUCAUGUCCUUCUCAUCAUGUUUCUCUUUCGUUGUUAUGGUCGCUAGCUCUUUAUCCUCUGCGGAGACGCCAGUCAGGUUUCUUGCAUUAUACAGUUGUGCUAACCAUGGUGUAUAUUUUGGAUUGGAAUCGGAAUUGCUAUAGAUUUCACAUUCUUCUAAUUGUUGUUGCUUAUUAGCCCUUUGAAAUGUGAACCUGAGAAAAUAUCUUGAACCUAAGAAAAUUUAUUUUCUGUGUAAUGCUAUCUUAUGAGCAUAACUCUAUUAAAUGAAUGUGAUGAACUUUCCACUUGUCAUAUAGCAUGAAAUUGUAUCCACAUGCGACUAUCACACUAAUGGGCAUGAGAUUUUACUAUUUCUAUGUCGAGUUUUUAAUUGUUGGAAAUG
Messenger RNA from Cylicocyclus nassatus, 2618 nucleotides. NCBI's taxonomy places the organism in Eukaryota, Metazoa, Nematoda, Chromadorea, Rhabditida, Strongylidae. The record is from the annotation of a GenBank genome assembly.